CCUAGACCUAGUUUGCAAGAAAGCGCAGGCACGAAGAGCAAACCCAAGACAGCUGGGUUUUGCAUUGGCCCACAACUUUCCAAAGUGCAGGUUUCUUUCUAUACGUCUUCCGCCUUCUACAGUUUUUGCAUCCUUGCUCUCUUGAUUGUGAUGAAGUGAAGUACAGAGAGGAUGAAGAAAGAUUUUGGCCUUCAGUAACAGCACGGAAGACACUGCAUUGGCUCAAAUUUAAGAUACAACAUUCAGAAUGAUGAUCAUUGUGUGGCUGGGGUUUGUGCUGGGUGCAUUCUCUGCUGAAGGCAAAGUGUUCCAGGCAAAAGCAGGACAAAAAAUCACCUUGGAGUGUGGGAUCAACAGCUACCCGAACAACUUAGAAUGGCAUCACAGAAAUCAGCUGAUUGUGCGUUAUUUUGGGAAGAGCGGCCAAUCAAGCAACGGCCAAGCUACCAUUAAGGCAAGGGCAAAAGUGAAGCAAACACCGAAUCUGGAGAUCUCUGGAGUGAACAAAGAAGAUAGUGGAAAGUUCACUUGUGUGGCAGAUGGGAGUCGUCAAGAGCACAUGCUUCUUGUGGUCUCAGUCUCAGCCAGCCCACCCAGUGCCUGGGUCGGCGGCCAGGUUGCACUCAACUGCGAAGUAGGAGGGCUGAAUCAAGACUCAGUGCAAUGGAAUAGGCCAGAUGGAAGUCUACAUGAAGGGUCGGGGAAAGUUCAGCUCAAUCAUGUAUCCCUCUCAGACGCAGGGACCUGGACUUGUACAUUUUUCUAUGACAGUAAGAAGUACAGCGAGAGCCUAAACAUCGUCGUUAAAGCCCCUACUACUACAGCACCUACAUCAUCCCCUACACAAAACUCAAAGGUCAACAGUAAGAAGACCUGCCCCAAUUGUGGUACUGGCGUUGGGCAUCUCUGGUGGGUAUGGGUUGUAGUUGGAGUUGGCUGUCUGGUUGUGAUUGUCCUGACGGUCCUUGUCAUUGUUUUGUGCAAGAGGAUCAGAAGAAGGAAGAAAAUGAGGCAGUCACUCAGGCCCAAGCAGUACUGCCAGUGUAAACGCCAAACAGCUGCACCAAAACUACAGCAAGGACGUCAGAAAGGGAGGCCAUCCGUCCUCCCUCUGCAACCCUUGCUAACGGAGUGACAUGAAAGACAGAUCGAAGAGAGAGAAAGAGAGAGCAAGUGAAAGAGAACCCCAGUGUGAAUAUGGGCUUGUAAAAUCAGAUGUAAUGAUGUGGGCACUUUGAGCUUUUUCACCAAAUACAGCCAGUGAACUGAAUGAAAAUGGGACCUUCCACUGCAAGGGAAAACAGCAACAGUCUGUAGUAAUUAUUUACAUUAAUGCAGCAUAUUAAAAUAAUUAAGCCUAAUAUAUCUCUGGCAUAGUCAACUUCCAGUGCUUUCCAUCACAAAUAACGGUCAACUGAUUUAGAUAUAUUUCUUUCUUGUAUUUCUGUGUAUUUCAUAAAUGUUUAUGUAUACUUUGUCUUUAUUUCUGUCGGUUGUAAAUGAAUAGAUUGUAUUAGUACUGCACUGAAAUUUGAUGUCUUUUUUUUCCUCAGUCAAUAAACCAUAAGGAUAGCCAACUG
Messenger RNA from Toxotes jaculatrix (banded archerfish), 1580 nucleotides. RefSeq names its product T-cell surface glycoprotein CD4-like. Gene Ontology annotation, molecular function: protein tyrosine kinase binding; MHC class II protein binding. The coding region runs from base 248 to 1135 and encodes 295 amino acids. Gene Ontology annotation, cellular component: membrane raft; external side of plasma membrane. Gene Ontology annotation, biological process: T cell activation; interleukin-15-mediated signaling pathway; positive regulation of ERK1 and ERK2 cascade. NCBI's taxonomy places the organism in Eukaryota, Metazoa, Chordata, Actinopteri, Toxotidae. The record is from RefSeq and is a predicted model, not a curated record. The transcript is spliced from 9 exons.